This is a messenger RNA of Clunio marinus, 1963 nucleotides long. Lineage: Eukaryota; Metazoa; Arthropoda; Insecta; Diptera; Chironomidae. The record is from the annotation of a GenBank genome assembly.
AUUAAAAUAUAAAAACUUAAAAAUUUCUAUCUGUUUCAAAUUGGAAUAAAAAAUGGUUUUGUACUCUUAAAAAUUAAAUUAAAUUUUGUAACAUUUAGAGGAAAAAUGCAGUUUAUUUAUAUCCAACUAAAUGGCAAACCAUUUUUCUUGUAUCAUUACAGAGUUCUCAUCAGCGCUUCGGAUGCUUGAAGUUAGAGUUCCAAAUUACACAGUGAAAGAUAACACUGUGAAGCUUGAAUGUCACUACGACAUGGAGGAUGAAAAGUUAUACUCUAUAAAAUGGUAUAAAGACGGCCAUGAAUUCUACAGAUAUUUGCCUCGAGAUCAUCCACCAGCAACGCUUUUCCAACAAAAUGGAAUAACAGUUGAUCUUCACAACUCUUCAGAUUCCUUAGUCGUUUUACAAUCAGUAAAUUUAUCAUCAUCAGGACGUUAUCGAUGUGAAGUUUCUGGUGAAGCGCCAAGUUUCAAUACAGUUGAUGGCUAUGGUGAUAUGAUCGUUGUUGUGUUGCCCGAAACGGAUCCAAGGAUCACAGGCGGUCGUGCACGCUAUCAGAUCAAUGAUAGAGUCAAUGUUAACUGCACAUCGGGACGUUCAAAACCAGCAGUGAAGUUGACAUGGUUCAUCAAUGGCCAACAUGCGAACCCCGAAUAUGUCAAACAGUACAGAACAGCAAAAACAGGACGUGAAGGGUUGGAACAAACGAUACUUGGACUGAGAUUUCGUGUCAGGCAAGAACAUUUCAAGCACGGUGACAUGAAGUUGAAAUGUCUUGGCGUAAUUGAAUCAGUUUAUUGGAAAAGUAACGAGGAAAGUGUCAUUGGCGACCGACAAAAAGCUUCCACUUUGGAAGUAAAAAAGCAGGUCGCAGCAACAUCAACAUCAAACACAAGAGCAGAUAGAGUUCAUGCAAACUCCUCAGAGAGCUUGAAAUUAUCGCAUCAAAUGCUGGUCUCGUUAGUCGUCUGUUUCAUUAUUGCAAUGCACCAAAGUUUCAUUCAAAGAUAACUGUAAAAGCACGACAUGUGUGCAAUAGUCGUCGGAUGUGAAAGUGCUUAAUUUAUGAUUUUAGCAGGAAGUCUGUUAGCAACGAGUUUAAUUAUAAAACCUUGUGGACUUUAAUUAAAUCAGCGAUGAUGCAAAAAAAUCUGUUUGUGUGUGUGUGUGAGUGGAAUGAGCUGAAGAAAAAUAACAAAAAAAUAAAUAUAAAAGGAAUAUGUAGUCUGGUAGUGUUGUAUGUAAAUAGUAAACGGCACGAUGGCUAUUGUUUUGAAUAUUCAAAAAGUUAUAAUUUGUAAUUUGAGAGAAAUUGAUGAAAAAAGAAAUUAAAUUACUGAAAGUAAAAAAAAUUAUUGAAAGUUUACCCGUGCCAAAAGCGUUCAUUGUACGAUCUAACGAUGAUGAAAAACCUGCUGAAAAUUGAUAUACGAUUGACAACAUUUUCAUAUCACUGAAUUUCUAUUUACUUUCAUAUCAUCAGCAGUGUUCGAAAUUCAUUUAAAGGACACCAGCGAAAUUUUAAAUGAAUAGAGAAUAAAUUUAAAUAUGAAACGACGACAUCCUCUUUAAUGAGUUAAAUCCCAUAAAUAUUCCUUAAGAGCUUCAUUACAUUCUACAAUGAAGCUCCCUCUUAACUUUUCUUCAAGGUGCUCCGCUGUAAGACAAAUGAGUGAAAUUACUAUCAUCGUGAUACUUUUUCUUUGUGAAUCAAAAAUUAUCUAAAUCCGAUUUUUCUCCAGCGCACCUUUAAAGAAGAGAAAUUAAAAGAUUUAUCACUUAAUCUUAAGUCACCACAGAGAGUUUUUAAGCAUAUUCAAGUAACCAAAAAAAAAAAAAGUAAAAAAAGAUGUAAAAUUUCCUUUUAUCUUUUUGUAAAUCAAACUUGAGCAAAGUAAAUGAAAAUGUACUUUUAAAAAUUAAGAAGAUAAUAAAGAAAAAUAAAUUAUAAUUAAUGUUUAAAAA